AUGGAGAAGUUCGGUGCCCACCGGGCCUGGACCCGAGGCAGGGAGACUGCUUCAGUGCUUGCCCUCUUUCUCGUAGGUUCCAGUCAGCCUUCUGAGGACAGCAAAACUCCCUGGAACAUGAGUGACCCGUCAGAUGCUGCCCCCACACCUUGUGACCAGACAAGCGACGCGGGCCUCGGAGACAGGGAGAUCUCCGUUCAUCUGCUGGAGAUGAUGCUGAACUUGCAGCAGAUCGUGGGGGAUCACUUCACGCGGUUGACAACCAGGCGACGGCAGGGCCUGUCAUUGGAAGAAGAAAAGCACAUUCAAGUUAUCUGCGAGCAGGAGGACGUCAUAAACCACACCAUGUGCCAGAUAAUCAGCCUCCUGUGGUCUGAGGCCACCGUUGACCAGAAGCUUGAGGAGCCUCUCCUUUCCCGGAACUCUAGACGUGAUGGGCAGAGGGCCAGGGAAGCCCAGGAGGCCUCUAGGCAACCUGACCGGCCAGCUCGACAAAGCGAUUUUGAAGCUUCGUUUGUCACUCACGUGCUGUCCAACCGUGGGGUUGACAUCUCUGUGUUUUACCAGUCACACUUCCAGGACUAUAAUGCCUACCAACGAGACAAAUACCACGAGGAGAAGAACCCUUUGGGCUUUCUUAACCUUGGUAUCAGUGAGAACAAGCUCUGCACCGACCUGAUGACCCAAAGGCUGUGUCGGAAUGACAUGAACUGCAUUGAGAAGGACCUGCUGCAAUACCCCGACUGGAGAGGCCAGCCGUUCCUGCGGGAAGAAGUGGCUUGGUUCCUGACCUAUUACUGCAAGGCGCCCACUCGCCUCGAUCCAGAAAAUGUGGUGGUUUUAAACGGCUGCUGUUCCAUCUUCUCUGCCCUGGCCAUGGUUCUCUGCGAUCCAGGUGAGGCCUUUCUGGUCCCCGCUCCCUUCUACGGUGGCUUCGCCUUCAGCUCCCGCCUGUACGCGAAAGUUGAGCUGAUUCCCGUCCACCUGGAAAGUGAGAUAACUGAUGACAACACCCAGCCUUUCCAGCUCACUGUGGACAAGUUGGAGAAAGCCCUGCUUGAAGCUAGGCAGAAGGAAAAAAAGGUCAGAGGCCUUGUGCUCACCAACCCUCAGAAUCCUCUGGGUGACGUCUACUCCCGAGACUCGCUGAUGGAAUAUCUGGAAUUUGCCACAAGGCAUAAUCUACACGUGAUCAUAGAUGAGAUUUACAUGCUGUCUGUGUUUGACGAAUCCAUCACGUUCCACAGUGUUCUGAGCAUAGAAAGUUUGCCUGACCCCAAAAGGACUCAUGUGAUCUGGGGAACCAGCAAGGACUUUGGCAUCUCUGGUUUCCGCUUUGGUGCUCUGUACACCCACAACAGAGAGGUGGCCUCUGCUGUGAGUGCCUUUGGCUACCUCCACAGUAUCUCUGGCGUCACCCAGUACAAGUUGUGUCGACUGCUCCAGGACAGAGAGUGGAUUGACAAAGUGUACCUGCCUGCCAAUCACUCCCGGCUCCGGGCAGCUCACAAGUACAUCACCAAGAAGCUGAGGGCCUUGAAGAUUCCCUUUCUCGAACGCGGCUCCGGCCUCUAUGUCUGGGUCGACUUGCGGUCGUACCUGGCACCGUGCACAUUUGAGGAAGAGCUGAUCCUCCAUCGGCGCUUCCUGGACAACAAGCUGAUGCUGUCCUGCGGCAAAUCCUACAUGUGCAAGGAGCCCGGCUGGUUCCGUGUCAUCUUUGCAGAAAACCCCCUUCGACUAAAACUGGCCAUGCGUCGGUUCAGUCACGUGCUUAAGGAACAGAAGUACGACUGGAUGGUGAAGCAGCUGGAGGACGCGUUGCAGGAGUAG
Molecule: messenger RNA, 1833 nt
Organism: Sciurus carolinensis (gray squirrel)
Lineage: Eukaryota; Metazoa; Chordata; Mammalia; Rodentia; Sciuridae
Gene: Accsl
Product: 1-aminocyclopropane-1-carboxylate synthase homolog (inactive) like
Exons: 14
Coding region: 1-1833 (610 amino acids)
Biological process (GO): amino acid metabolic process; biosynthetic process
Molecular function (GO): pyridoxal phosphate binding; transaminase activity
Source: RefSeq, a predicted model, not a curated record